Messenger RNA from Miscanthus lutarioriparius, 1509 nucleotides. NCBI's taxonomy places the organism in Eukaryota, Viridiplantae, Streptophyta, Magnoliopsida, Poales, Poaceae. The record is from the annotation of a GenBank genome assembly.
AUGGCUGAUCCGGUGGCCAGCGUGGAGAAGAUCGUCAAGAUCGGGCUCAGGAUCAAGGAGGCAGUGGACACGGUUCGCCGGAACGAGGAGGUGUGCCGAGAGAUCAGGCAGCGAGUGCUCAGGUUCAGCGCCAUCCUGUCGCAGCUGCAUCGGACGGGGAUGCUGAACGACGACAACCCGGCCAUGAGCGGAGCGCUGGAGGACCUCGAGCAGACGCUUGGGCGCGCCCUCGACCUCGUCGCGGCCUGCCAGGGGAGGGGCCGGAGCGCCGUCCACCGGCUCAUCACGGCGGGGAGCCUCUCCAGGAAGCUGCGCGAGGUCAAGGACGAUAUCUCCAACAAGGUCAUGUUGGCGUCUUUCGCCAUCAACGCCAACACCACCAUCAUGCUGCUGACUCUGCAUUUCGGUGGUGCUUAUCCUCGGCCACAACCACUGGAGGAUGCAGGCGGACUGAUACAGAUAUCCCAUAACAGCGACUCAGCUGAGGAUGCUAGAUCUGAACAGAACGGUGAGGAGAACAACGUCCUAGGAGAAGGUGAGGCCCUGCUUGCUCCCUUAGUGGCAAUAACCUUUAGAGAGUUCAAGUUCUCUGAGUUGACGGCCGCAACCAAUGGAUUUUUAGACAGCAACAUCGUUGGCCGAGGUGGCAUAGCUACUGUCUACAAGGGUGUAUUAAAUGACGGGAGUGUGAUCGCCAUCAAGAAAUUUCGUUGGGCACCUCGCUUAGGUUGGGCUUACACAUACGAGCAACUUCUUCUUGCUUCAAAGCUUCAGCACAAAAAUAUCAUCAAAGUUCUGGGAUAUGCUCAUGAGGUUGGACCUGUUGUGAAGUGGAUGAAAGGCAGAAAGGGCCCAAAAAGAGAAACAGAAUACAUUUGGGUCGAAGAAUAUGCACAAAAGGGAACCUUGCAUGAUAUUAUCCAUUCCCAAGAGCACCGACUUGAUUGGUCCUCCUUGAUCCAGAUAAUUGAGGGGAUAGCUCAGGGCGUAAAUUACCUACAUGAGCAACAUAUUGUCCAUUUGGAUCUGAAACCAACCAACAUUGUCAUGGAUGUCCAUAUGAAUCCUAAGAUUACUGAUUUUGAAGUAGCCAAAGUACUGAGUGCUAAUCAGAUGAGGCGUGAUAUCAUCACAGCCGGAACAUUUCAGUAUAUAGCUCCAGAAUAUCUGACAGAUGGUGUCGUGUCAACGAUGAAUGAUGUGUACGCUUUCGGUAUCACUGUUCUUGAGACCGUCAGUGGUAUCCGCAGACGAAGUAGCCAACCUAGAGAAUUCCAGUUACACCAAUGGGCUUGGAAGGCUCUUGAAGGUCGAAGAAAGGAGUUUGAUCCAUUACUGUUUGGCGAAUCUCAGCUAGUGGAAAUAAAAAGAUGCAUAAAGUUAGGACUGCUGUGCGCUCAGCAUGAGUGGAGAGACCGUCCAACCAUGGCAGAUGUUCUUCUGAUGCUCAAUGGAGAGAAGAGGGUACUGACCCCAAAGAAACCAGCAUACAUCAAAUCGAAUGCCUAG